CAAGCGCCCUUCAAACCUGCUUCUAACCAUGCACUCUGGUGAUCUCGGGCAACAAACGGGGAUGGCGACGUCGAUAGCGGCCCUCGGCGCGCUUGCAGGUCCGCUAAUCUCUGGGGCGAUCAAUACAGCUACGGGUGUGUUUGAGGUGGUAGGAUAUUAUGCAGGUAGCACCAACUUGCUCGCGGUGAUAUUGAUGUUUGUUGUCCUAAACAUGGUUGACAUCAUGACUAGAGUUAUACAUACACCCACGUACUACUUACUACUUUGUCGACUAUGAAUGCAGGAAACUGAAGCGUUUCCGAUAUCACUGUCUCCGGAUCACUCGAAGGGACCUCAGGUCUAACAACAAGAUAUGACGAGACUGUAGCGAAGCUGUUGGAACUUUGCUUGAUUGAA
This is a messenger RNA of Desarmillaria tabescens, 396 nucleotides long. RefSeq lists its product as uncharacterized. The coding region runs from base 29 to 277 and encodes 82 amino acids. The record is from RefSeq and is a predicted model, not a curated record. Lineage: Eukaryota; Fungi; Basidiomycota; Agaricomycetes; Agaricales; Physalacriaceae. The transcript is spliced from 2 exons.